This is a messenger RNA of Aplysia californica (California sea hare), 6969 nucleotides long. Its product is annotated as eukaryotic translation initiation factor 4 gamma 2. The transcript has 27 exons. Gene Ontology annotation, cellular component: eukaryotic translation initiation factor 4F complex. Lineage: Eukaryota; Metazoa; Mollusca; Gastropoda; Aplysiida; Aplysiidae. Gene Ontology annotation, molecular function: protein binding; translation initiation factor activity; mRNA binding. The record is from RefSeq and is a predicted model, not a curated record. Bases 1 to 3432 code for a protein of 1143 amino acids.
AUGUCAGUGCUGGACACCUUCCCAGGUGACCAGACCCAGGAGCGUAAGACCGUUGUGCUGGUACACGGAAUACCUGGUCAGGCCACCAACUUUGACUCCCUGAUCACGAAACUACACGAUAUGGACAUCCGAGCGAUUGCUCCGUCUGAUAUUGGCUCACAACUGAGUCCGUACAACCUAACGUUGAUGCCAAACAUAGACUUCACCACCUCCGGACGCGCGCAUCGCCUGAGGACGGUCCUCAAGGAGUUAAACAUCCUUCGUAUCGACCUACUUAUAGGUCACAGUGCUGGUGCCUGGGUAGUGUAUGAGGCCAUCGCCGGAGGUUUGCGGGUCGGAUCUCUCUUCUUGUUCAGCCCAAAUGGUGCCGAGCCUAACAGGCCUCCCUAUCUUGUGAUAAUCAAUCAUUGUCUGAUAUGGUUUGCUUUUUUCCCCCUAAUUGAGGCUUAUGUUAUUGAGAGGAUAAGCAGCAUACUGGACUCACAGUCAUCCAAGGGUGGUGUUUCUCCACACUUAGGAGGACGGGACGAGAGACCACCCACUCUCAAAUCCGGCUCGGGCGUGACAGCGUCCAGUGCAAACAAUCGAUGGGUACCACCCAGCAGUGCUCCAAGGGAUGGUGUCAAGCCCAAAGACAAAAAUGACCAAAUUUUCCGGCGUGUCAGAGGGAUUCUCAACAAACUUACUCCUGAGAAGUUUGAUAAGCUGAGCCUUGAAUUGUUAAAUGUAGGCAUUGAAACCCAAGUUAUCCUUAAAGGAAUUAUUCUUUUGAUUUUUGAAAAGGCUUUGGAAGAACCUAAAUACAGUUCAUUAUAUGCUCAACUGUGCCAUAGAUUAUGUGAAGACUCGCCGAACUUUGACCCUCAAACCAGCAGCGUUACAACUUUCAGGCGGCUUUUGCUAAACAAGUGCCAAGAUGAGUUUGAAAACAGGUCUCAUGCAACAGAAGUCUUCGACAAGAAAGAUGUUCGGCUUACAGAGGAGGAGUGUGAGCAGUAUCACAUUGUCAAGAAGAAGAUGCUUGGGAACCUCAAGUUCAUCGGUGAGCUUGGUAAGUUGCAGAUGUUGCACGAGGGCAUUCUUCACAAGUGCAUCAAGCAAUUGCUGGAGAAGAAAAAGAAUGCACAGCUUCGAGACAUGUCAGAGGAUUUGGAGUGCUUGUGUCAGAUAAUGCGCACCAUUGGCCCACGCAUAGAUACGCCUAAAGCGAGGGCCUGGAUGGACCAAUACUUUGAGCGAAUCAACCAGUUUGCUCUCAACAGCGAGCUCCCGUCUCGGAUUCGCUUUAUGCUUCAGGAUGUUAUCGAGCUGCGAGACAAUGACUGGAAGCCCCGUAAGAUUGCAAAUGAGACCGGGCCAAAAACCAUCACCCAGAUUAGACAAGAAGCUGGAGUGAAUGGUCGCGGCUCCCAGAACAACCAGUCGCUGUUGCAGUCUCGCAUGAUGAACAUGGGUAAUAUCCCAGGCACGAACUGGAAAGGUGGCAUGGGUGACAUUUUCAGCAUGCCAGUAGGCUCCAUGAGUAAUGCCAUUGGUGUUGGACCUGGAGUGAUACAGAUGGACAACUUCUCCUCAAUGCCUAACAAUUUCAACAACGGUAUGAAUAGGAACAGGUUUAAUCAACAGAAUCCAAGUUAUCAAAAUAAUUUCCAGACCAACUUCAAUAACAAAGGACGUGGGAAGUCACAACAGGAGGGCAGCGGCUCCAGCCCAAACAAUCAGCGUAGAAAUAACCAAGGUGCCUAUAACCAGCAAGGAGGAAACACGUCAGGUCAUGGAGGCGGCGGCAGCUAUGGACAGCAGGGUGGAGGCUAUGGGCAACAGAACUUUCAGCCCAGUCACCAUUUUCAGCAACAGCAAAACAAGCAAGGUGGAAUGAACAGGGAUCUCCCGCCUCGUUUCCAACGCAUGGUUCAGCAACAGACUGGGCCUGGAGCUGGUCAGGGAGGUAGAGAGUCUGGCAUGGGUCCCAACAACUCUGGUUCUGCUCCCAUCGGAGCACCAGGACAGCCCUCACCCUCGACCUCUCCACCAUUGAAUUUGGCACCGCCUGUUAAUGGAAUAAAGGAGGAAGUAAGCCUGCGGCCAGUAAAGAACUUCACCAUGUUCAAGCCCAACACACCGUCAAUGUUACCACGCUCAGCACAGGCCCAGCACCCUGCACCGAGGGAGUCUGGCUUUGUUGCAAAGAAGAGCACUGACAUCUCGGAGAUGUUGAACCCUCUGCUGGACAAACAGCAGCAGCAGCAACAACAACAACAGCAGCAGCCAACGGCUGUCAAGCAAAUAAGGGAUGAGAAGAAUAAAUCGCCAGUUAAGGAAAAGCUCACCAAGGAGAAGAUGAUUGACAGACUAAGUUACUUGCUGUCAGAGUGCUAUGUGAGUCAUAGCCUUGCGGAUACUGUGGCUGAUAUCAAGGAAAUGAAUGUGCCGAGGAAAAUGAUUCCAGACCUGUUAGCACAAAUAAUGUUGGAGUCUUUAGAGAAAACAGAUGCUGAACAAGAACUGUCCAUGAAGUUGAUUGAUGAUCUCAGGUCUGAUGGAGUUACCAGUGCAGAUCAGUUUAUGCAGGGUUUCAAACAAGUGUGUAAUCAGAUGAGUGAGCUUGAAACUGAUGUGCCCCUGGUGAAGUCACAUGUUGCCCGCUUUGGUGCCAUGGCAUUGACUCUUGGCCUGGUGUCCCUGACAGAGCUUGCGGAACCUUUAGAGAAUGGAGUCCAUUAUCCUUUGUUCCUCCUGUGUCUCCAACACACUCAUAAAAUCAAGGACAAGCAAUGGCUGGUGGACAUUUUCAAUCAAAGCAAAUUGGAUCUUCAGUCCAUGCUACCUGAACUUGAUCAGAACAAGGAACGUAUGCUGGAGAUCCUUGAGGACAGAGGCCUGAGUUUCAUGUUCCCCUUACUGCGCAUACAGUCGGAGCUGGGCCGACAGAUUGCUGCCGAGCCCACGGCCACAGCAGUCUUCAAGUGGGUCAAGGACAAGGUUGACACCUCCCUGCAUACUGACCCAGGCUUCAUCAAUGUCCUGGUCACAGCGGUUCUCAAAUUCAUCACAAGUGAAAGCACCAUGAAGGAUGAGGUUGACAUCACUGUUACACCUGAGAAAGCCCUCAUGGAUAAGGAAAAGGAACUCCUCGAAAAACUUAAGGGAGUGCUCCAGUUAUUCCUUCACGACCACACCAACUUACAGAUGGCAGCUCUCUAUGCUGUCCAGGUGUUCUGCUAUACAAAUCAGUUCCCCAAAGGCAUGUUCCUCCGAUUCUUCGUCAAUUUGUAUGAUAUGGAAGUGAUUGAAGAGGAGGUUUACCUUCGCUGGAAGGAGGAGGUCAAUGACCAGUAUCCUGGUAAAGGCAAGGCCCUCUUUCAGGUCAACCAGUGGCUCAACUGGCUGGAACAAGCUGAAGAAGAUGAUUCUGAAGAGGAGGAUGAGUGAGGCAGUGGUAUGAAGCUAGGCCUUGACCUCACGGAAAGCCAUCUCUGACUGGGGUGGCCUGUUGCAGCUGUUUACUGGAAGUAGAAGGAGUUUUCUCUGAUUCUCUGGAUUUAUUAUAUGGAUGUCCUGUUGUGUGCAGUUGGUGUCGUGGAAGUCACAUUCAAUGAGUCCAGUGCUCUCGGCAGUUUUGUUUUGUAUUGUUUUUUUUGGUUUUUUUCUGUUGGUUUUUUCUUCUUUUUUUUUCUUCUAUGUUAUUUAUUUUGUGAAGCUCCUUUACAUCUGAAUAAUUACACUCAAAUUCAGGAGAGCCUGUCGAGAAACGGAAGUGAUAAUCAAUGGAAAGUUCGCAGAUGGAUACAAAGAUAAGCGAUGGAGAACAGGCAGAUGAGAGGGAAGACUCACAACUUUGUCAAACUAUGUGUGAGCUGUAGUGAAGUGGUUUUAGAUGCUGUAAGGAUCAGGAGAACAAAAUUACAAACCAAAGUGUGUUUCUACUAAGUAUUCGUCUAGCAGACAUUGUUGCUGAGGACGCAGUCUGGUAGAUUUGAUCUGAUUGGCAAGGUGGAGGAAGAUUUCUUCUUUUUUGUCUCCUAGAUGAUGGGAGAAUGCUCCUGAAUGUAGUCAUCAAUGUAUCUCUGCUGUCGGGUGUGAGUGGAUGAAAGAUUAAUUUAAUAUGUCCCACAGUAGUUUGAGUCGUGUUUUAGCCUGUGUGUCAUGGGUUUUGUUGGGUUGUUUUUUUUAGUUACUCUCUUAAUCAGACGAAUUCAGUGAGAAUAGUGUGUGAGCAAGUGUUUUUGAGUUGUUUGACUUUACAAAACUGUUGUGUUUGCCUUGUCUUGAAUCAUACUUUGUCCUCUCAUUUCUGAAAUGUUGAGGGUAGCCACAGCUGGACUAUGUGCACACAAACUGCCAAACAUAAACUGGUGGUCAAACUUUUUGUAAUGACUUUUUAAGUCUCCAGAAUGUCUUGGAGUGUACAUGGAAGACACCCACAUGCAUUUGCCAUUCCUCCCAUGUUUUCCAUCAUUGCCAAUGAAAUAACAUCAGUGUUGAUCUUGUGUCCUUUUAUGAAUAUCAUGAAGUUCUAAAGAUGUACUUCUUCCAGACUGUCAUCUAUCAAUAAAAUUGGUUUGUCUUUCUGAACACUGCAGAUUAUUAUUGCGCAUCUUUUGUGUGUGUUUCUUCAUAAAUUGGUGUUGUAGUUGGUAUUGUUUUUCAUAGGAUAAUUAUUCACAAAUUUUGUCAUGUCAAUCUCAGUAAUGAAACAGGGCCAUGCCUGUUUAUUUGCCUUAAGAAAAUUUGUCUGAGACCUUGAAGCCUCUUCAUUUCUGAAUAAUGUAUCUUAUUUCCAUUUGUGACUAGUGUUUGUCUCUUGAUAUUUUACAUCAUCAUCAGGGAAAAUGAAAGUGUCUGUUCCAUAAAGUCAUAAAGUAAAUUUCUCUCCAACUGUCAAGGGCAUCUGGUUAGUGUAGGCAGUUUCUUUCACUGGAAAACAUUUGCGCCGUAUUCAGCGAUUGAUUGGUAUUUUCUUUUGAGCCAGUGUAUAAGUGAAGUGGAGGUGAAUAGGUGUUUGUUUGUUUUUAAGCUCAUGCUCUGUAAAGACAGGACAUUUGUAAUUAUUUUUGUAUUUUGCCAUAUAUUCAUUUUUACUUCUUUUCUUUAUGAGUGUUAUUGGGUUGGUGUUUUAUUUUUGUUAAUUAAAAAAAAAAAAUUUCAAUGAGGCCUUUUAAUGGUAAUAAUUCUGAACCAAAUGGUGUGACCAAAGCAUAUGGUUUACGGGAUUGACAUUUUUAAAGUUUUUGUCAAGAGUUCCAAAUUGUUGUCUAAUUUCAAGGUACUUAGUAGAGAUCUUUAUUUUUCCCUACAUUAACUUCAUUGUAUAUUCUCUUGUCACGUGAAAAUGUAGUUGUUGCUGUGCACCAUGUUUUUUUCUUUCUCUUCUAUUCUCUACUCUGCAUGACUAUUCUCUUUCUAGACUUGUUGUCAACUGUCUCCACCCAUAGUGAGCCUAGGCAUGCCGGGAGUUGGUCAUAGAACAUUGCUACAUCUGAAAACAUCUUACAUGGAGAUACUCAAGAUUCUUGUUGUCAAGAGUGAAUUUUCGUAAAGCAAAUAAAAAUGCCAGAACACCUUUUGAAUGACGCAUCUAUAAAUUAUUGAUCUGCGAGUUAAGAUGUUUUACAAAGACAAAUUAUUGUUGAACAGAGUCGUAGUUCUUAGAUUGACUGAUUGACUGUAAUUUUUUUUCUUUUUGAGUAUUGCUUUUAGGUGGUGACUGUGCUUUUACAGUGGUUGUUUUUUUUUUUCAAUUUUAAUGUACUUUCUAACUAAUUUUAGACUUAUAUGGACUGGGUUGCAGAUUUUUAUUUGUAUUUGAAGUUACUCUUACCUGUAUGCUCAAGACCUAUCUGAACCUGUUUGGCUGUCUAGUAACAUUGUUUUGACUGAGAAAUUUCAUUUCUCCCACCUCUUUCUACCCUUUCACUUGUGGAGUUUUUUUUUUUUUAAUUGUCCUUUUUACUAUUUACAUUUGAUCUGUUUAUAUUGUGUAUGGUAUCAUCUAUUUGUUAUUCACUUUUGUAUAUAUACAGUAAAGAUGCAUAGCAUGUGGUAAAGGCUGUUGGAAUUUGUGUGUCAGAUCAUUGUGAUAGAGUUGUAGUGUCAAGAAGGUGGCCGCUAGGGUGCUGUUGGUUACGAGUUAAGUUAGUCGACCAAGUGGAAGUUUGGGGGUUGAAUAAGACAAGUCUGGAUUGUUUUGGUCCUUCCUGGGAAAUUUUUCUUUUCCCUCUUCUCCGUUUAUUGGUAUGGGGCAAAGGAUUCUGCCUUCAAGUCAAACAACUGAACAAAGUAUAGGCCUAUAGGGGAUGUUGUGUAUAAAGAUGAAGGUGUAAGAAAGAGGCAAAAGUGAAAUGGCAACUACAAUUGGUUGAAAGACGCCACCAGUGUGUCCAUCUUCUUAUGUUCCCUUUGCUGUUUCUGUUUGUCCUGUCUUACUUGUGUGUGGUUGGUAAGUGCUCUGAUGUGGUUUACUUCUUUUUUCCUAUUGUUGUCUUUGCCGUUCCUCUUUCUUUCUUUGUGUGUAACACCUUUAAUCAUCGACACUUAUAUGACCUAAUUAUGUUGCAACUGCCGUAAAACUAGUACUAAAGCUAAACUGUCUUACUUGCUUUCUCCUGGCUAAAGGAAAGGAUCAUUAUUUUGCAAAUGUGAGUCUUGUUUACUCAAACUCAAACAAACAGGAAAUGGCAGCCUUGAGACAUAAAGGGUCCACUGCCUGACAGGGAACACUGUGUUUGAGCUGAUGUUGCAUUUUACAACAGCGCAAGUCCUUGGACAUAGUAAAUAUAAUUAUAUAAAUGUUCCAGGACAGUAGUAGGAACUAACACUAUGAAAGCUUUUACUUUUAAUUUAAUUCCUACGGCAAGUUGCCAGUGCAGCUUGAGGUUCCAUGUCCACUGGGCAAGGACUGCUUGCAUUGUUACAUUUGUAUGGUCCUACACAAAGUCACUUUGAAAUUAAAUAUAAAUCCACCACCUG